AAGGGACCGUCUCUAAAGUUACAUACGACAUGGUUUCUAACUUCAAUAGCAUUUGAAGGGAAUGACUUACAGUCAUAUAACCAACUGUAAAGUGUUCACAUAGGUGUCAGGUGGCGUCGAGUCUCUGCGUUGCUAUGGAGUACUAACGCGGUGACGUCACAUUCGUCUAGGACGUGAAUGAAUUGUUUUCAGAUUUUUAUUUUAAAGGGGCAGGGUGGCUUAGCACGUUCACCUCACACUUCCAGGGUCGGGGGUUCGAGUCCCGCCGGGGCCAUGUGUGUGCGGAGCUUGCAUGCUCUCCCCGUGCUGCGGUGCUCUGGUGCUCCGGUGCUCCGGUUUCCUCUCCCAUCCAAAGACAUGCAUGCGGUAUGAAAAUGAGCACAGAUCGCUUCACCAUCACCGCAGAGGACUAUUUAGCAGAGACCAGUGCUCUUUUCUAUCUGAAUGAUGCUGUGACUCAGCUGCUGGAGCACAGAGAGGAAUUCAUCCAAUUCGGCAUCGUGCGGUAUUUUGCAGAAUACUUCACCAGUGUGAAGAACGGGAAUCACAUUCUCUUCAGAGAAUUCAGCUAUGUUAAAGGUACAGCACACAACCGAGUGUCCUUCAUCCACGUCUUCUGGAAAUGCUUCAGACAGAUUGGAAAGAACAGAGAUUUGCUGACGAUGAUGGAGUACACGUCGCUUCUCCAGCUCCUAUGCCCAGACUUUCCUGCUGAAAUGGUGCAGAAUACAGCCAAGAUUGUCUUGAUGGAGGACGCUACGGAAUGCCCCAUGUCCCUCUCAGAUUUCAUCUACUCUUUCCAAAUCCAGUUUUACUAUGAAGAGUUCCUGGAGAGUGUGUUGGCGAUUUAUGAGGACUUGCUCGUGGGAAAGAACCCGAACACUGUAAUCGUCCCGACCUCAGCGUCUUCGGAAACGAUAUCCAGCGAGGAGACGGAGACGCAGGAGGGGGUGGAUUCCUCUGUCCUGCUGGAGUGUAUCGAGGGACUGUGUGAACGUUUUAAACACAAACAUCCACCUCUCUCUGCCAUUAAGGAGGCUCUGGAGAACAGCACACGAGUCUCCUACUACAGCUUCCUGAUGGCUUUGGCCAAACAUGACGGAAUCAGUCGGGAAAUCGGUGCUCUUCCGAACAGAUCAGACCUGCUCAUCGACCCCGAGAUGGAUCAGGAGUUGGAGAGGCUCGUGGCUCAAGUGGCCAUCAGUCCGACAUCCAACAGCAGCAGCAGUGCACAAGGACUGAAAGAGCCGUGCAGGAAACCAUCACCGCGUAAAUCCCUGCACCAGCGCAAAAGGAUCGAGAUGGAGAGCGACGGCUCCACUGAGGACACCGACUCCUCCGAGAAUUAAGACCUGGAACAGCAAUGUGGUGCCUUCACUUUAUUAAAUACCAAAAAUAUCGGUUGUUCGCAUCAAAUCCAAUUCUACCAAAUCAUUAAGUGAGGCAGAAUCUUAUUGGAGAAUUGAAAAGUUCUGAAAUCACAACCAGAUUAAACACUUCUUUGUGUGUGGAUUCACUUGUGACGAGUGUGUAACAGGGCAUGCCAUGGUUGUGUGCUUUUGUUUAAACUUAUUUAUUGUACAUUUUGUGUGUACAUAUAGAAAUACAGCUUGUAUCCAUGACUUGUAUUUUCUUUUUAAUAAUAUGUGAAACUGUGAAUUUAAAUAUCCUUAUUUGAUGAUAUAAAUAAGCAGUGAAAACAUA
Ictalurus punctatus (channel catfish) is the source of this 1704-nucleotide messenger RNA. RefSeq names its product centriolar satellite-associated tubulin polyglutamylase complex regulator 1 (gene cstpp1). The record is from RefSeq and is a predicted model, not a curated record. The transcript is spliced from 12 exons. Lineage: Eukaryota; Metazoa; Chordata; Actinopteri; Siluriformes; Ictaluridae. Bases 369 to 1349 code for a protein of 326 amino acids.